AUGGCCAUCCACAAGGUUUUGCUUCUUGCCAUACUUGGAAGCAUCUGCCUCUAUGGCACUGUCAUUGCAGCUCGUGAGCUGAACGAUGACUUGUCGAUGGUGGUGAAGCAUGAGAACUGGAUGGCGCAGUAUGGCCGUGUGUACAAGGACGCCACUGAGAAGGCGCGUCGGUUCGAGAUUUUCAAAGCCAAUGUCGAAUUCAUUGAAAUGUUCAAUGCCCAGAAUCAUAAGUUCUGGCUCGGCGUUAACCAGUUUGCUGAUAUCACCAAUGAUGAGUUCAAGACAACCAACACAAACAAGGGGUUCAAGGCAAACGCCAUGCGAGUUCUUUCUACAGGAUUCAGGUAUGAGAAUAUGAGUUUUGAUGUUGUUCCAGCGACGAUGGACUGGAGAGCCAAGGGGGCUGUCACCCCUAUCAAGGAUCAAGGCCAGUGUGGCUGCUGUUGGGCAUUUUCUGCUGUUGCCGCGACAGAGGGCAUUGUAAAACUGAAAACCGGCAAGUUAAUCUCACUCUCAGAGCAAGAGUUGGUUGACUGUGAUGUUCAUGGUGAGGAUCAAGGCUGCGAGGGAGGACUCAUGGAUGAUGCCUUCAAAUUCAUUAUCAAGAAUGGAGGUCUUACCAUGGAGUCCAGCUACCCAUAUACUGCAGCCGACGGCAAGUGCAAGGCUGGAUCCAACAAUGUUGCAACCAUCACCGGCUUUGAGGAUGUUCCUGCCAAUAACGAGGGUGCCCUUAUGAAGGCGGUGGCAAACCAACCAGUGUCCGUAGCUGUGGACGGAGGCGACAUGACAUUCCAAUUCUACUCUGGCGGGGUGAUGACUGGCUCCUGCGGUACUGACUUGGACCAUGGAAUUGCAGCCAUUGGAUAUGGAAAGACUAGUGAUGGCACAAGUUAUUGGUUGAUGAAGAAUUCAUGGGGCACAACAUGGGGUGAGAAUGGGUACUUGAGAAUGGAGAAGGACAUUGCAGACAAGAAGGGCAUGUGUGGUCUUGCCAUGGAGCCUUCAUACCCCACCAAAUAGGAAGAUCACCAAAUGCCACCUAAUCAUGCAUAUGCACAAUUCUCUAAUAAUUAAGGUCCCCAUGUCCUAUGUAUAGUUCAUAUGUGUCUGUAAGUUGUGUACGAUGAUGUAUCUUAUGUCCAUACAUUGUUAUACUUUGUAAAUUAAUACCAUGUGUGAUAUAUUAUAUAGUACGUGAAAA
Triticum aestivum (bread wheat) is the source of this 1204-nucleotide messenger RNA. RefSeq names its product senescence-specific cysteine protease SAG39-like. The record is from RefSeq and is a predicted model, not a curated record. The transcript is spliced from 2 exons. Gene Ontology annotation, molecular function: cysteine-type peptidase activity. Gene Ontology annotation, biological process: proteolysis. Bases 1 to 1023 code for a protein of 340 amino acids. NCBI's taxonomy places the organism in Eukaryota, Viridiplantae, Streptophyta, Magnoliopsida, Poales, Poaceae.